AUGGAUGAUAAACAUACUGGAUAUGUAAAGCUAACUGAUAUUGAAAAUCGCUGGCGUGACGACCGCACCAAAGGUCUUCCCCGUGGUGUCAUAGAGAGCUUACAAAAAGUAGCCUCCCACGAUGGCUUAUUAACCUUUGAGUCUUUCUGUACAGGUCUAAAAAUAUGCUUAUUACGUAAUCAAGUUCACAAUGCGUCUAAAAAAGUUAGUAGCAUAGAAGAAAUCGAAAAUUCUGUAAUGCAUUCACAAGUAAGCGCUCAAGUACAUCGACCACCAUCAGCUCCAUUACUUGACGUUAACACUGCCCAAAAUCGGGAUAGAAACUGGAUUACAAGAAAUCCAGAAACUUCGCAUCAUGGCCAGCAUAGAACUCAAAGUAUGCCUCAACUAUUAGAAGAUAAAGAUAGCGUAGUACCGGAAUGCUUGCAUAACGUAGGAGUUGCUGCAGUUCCCAAACACGAUACGACUCAAAGAAUUUACGGUCCACCCAAACCACCAAGACUUGAAAAAAAUCCCUUAGAUAGGAGAGAAGUUUCUAGACCUAGUUACAAAUCGGAUGAGAUACCAAUUGACAGAGAUGAGUUAAUAGAAGGAAAACUUGAAUUUGAAAAUAUAUCAAGGGUGGUUGAUGAACAAAGCAGGGAAGACAGAGGGCUGGGAGAUGGACGUUCAGCAAAUGAAACACAAGUACAGCUGCGACGCACUGCUCGUCGACGAGAACCUCGGAGGCACACCUUGCAGAACGGCGUCGAUUAUAAUCUUUUAAAGAGAAUGAAGCAAAUCGAACAGGAGAAAGAUGUAUUACUACAGGGGUUGUCAGCAGUCGAGGACGCUCGCGAAUGGUACUUGAAGCAACUUGCAGAUGUUCAAGAUAAGAUGCGCUACGCGGGAAGAAUGGGAACAUAUGUGGAACCGUGGAACGAAGCACACCAAGAAAGAUUAGAAUUACUAAAAGCACGUGUAUUGGAACUCAAUAGGCAACUUGGUGCAUUAGCAGCUGGAUGGCGACAUGGUCCACUCUCGCUGCACAUGAACCUGGCUCUUCCCACAGCAGCGCUGCACAAUUCACCUUCCAAUUCGCCAAACAAUGCCGCAGUGCUCAGAUCACAAAAUCGUAUGCUCGCCGAGGAGGUCAAUCGAAAAAAUGAAAGAAUAUCAAUUUUGGAGAAGGAAAAGUCAGCUCUUAUUAGAGAAUUACUAGUUCAAAGAAACAGAACAAAACUAAUGGAAAAUUAUAACUGA
Molecule: messenger RNA, 1242 nt
Organism: Parnassius apollo (apollo)
Lineage: Eukaryota; Metazoa; Arthropoda; Insecta; Lepidoptera; Papilionidae
Source: the annotation of a GenBank genome assembly